AAAAGAUAUGAUGACAACAGAGAUAUGACAGCACUGAGUAUAGCUAGCUAUAAAUCGAAGAACUAGAAUAAUUGACAGACUGCAGUAACAUCCGGUGUCACUUUUGAAGUCGACUUAUCUUUUAGCAUUCUCCAUUUAUACCAUACUUAAAACUCACACUUGCUUACAAAUAACAGUUAUUUUACUUAUGGAAAUUGUUUUUUUAACAGCUUCAAACUAACUAGUUAGAUUUGAUUUCGUUAUUUUACGAGGGUACAGUACUGUGCUUUUACUUUGAAAGGGCGGUUUCACAGCCAAUGUCACUCGUGCUAAAGCUAACUGCUCUGUUCAGCAUCAACCAUUAGCUCGCUUGAGCAGCUCUAGUGUAAGUCUCCACCAUUUGAAACCUAAUAACUUAUGAUUCGGAGAAGAAAUUGCGGUACUGCUGAAACUAUUAGUCAACUUCACGGUACCUUCAUGGAGCCUUCAGGGCCACUGGGCCGAGCCGACGCAGACCUCGUAGAGCUGGAGCCUGACGAAGAGCUCCUGUGCUCCGUGAGCGACAUCACUGAGCACCUCGGGAGGAACAUCAGCAUGGUGCUGGAAACCGCACUAUCCGAGAUCCGGAAGAUGGUGAGCAUCCGAAUACGAGUCUUAAAAAUUGAGCUCCGUGAGAAGAGCCAGGAGAUCGAAGUGUUGAAGGCGAGACUGGACGGAGUCCAGAAGGACAGCAGGGAGUGUUUUCCCGGCGCUGCUCAGCCAGGCACGGAGACAGGCUUCAAGAAGGCGGACUUCAACAAACAAAACAACACCGACACCAGGAGAGCCAAAGGUGUCAUGUCCGGCAUUAAGAAGGAGAACAUCAAUGCAAUUUGUGACUAUUUGAUGAAGGACAAAAACUCCAGGGGCAGUGGUGAUAUCGAUGGAGAGCAGAGUAGCCAUAGCAGCGGAGGGAGGGAGGCUCGUCUGGAGCAAGAGUCCUCACAGUCGCUACACUUGUGGCCUGACGGCGGUAUGACCAGCGUCGGCUCCGGACACGAUGAGUCCUCGCAGGCCGCUACGGAUGACCUCUUCAGUAUGAUCCCCUCCAGCAGCAAACGCAUGUAUGAGUAUGAGUGGAUAGCGCCAAUGGAGUAUUCUGCAGAACUGAAAGUGAUGAAGGACUCUGUGUGUGAAACCACUCUGCCCAGUGAUGCUGACACCGAUGAGGACGACGACUUAUUGAGAAGGGAAGGCACCGGCCUUGACCAGGUCCAAGUUUCACUGGCAUAUCACGUCCAGCCCCCCGAGUUUGCCAUGGAUCCGCAGAACAUUUCGAUGGCGGACGUAAGCCCCACUAAAGUCAAAUCAGAAGGAUCUGAAACAGGUCAGAAUUUCACAGGAAAAUCCAACAUUUGCUCCAUUUGUGGAACCCUAUGCCCUGACUCUUUGUUCUUGGAAGAACAUAUUAAAUUGAUGCACACGGACUCGGCUCAGGUGCUGCAGGCCUUACAAUCCACCGCGCCCUCUUCCUCUUCCUCUUCCUCCUCCACACUGACCUCGAUCUGCAACAGCGGCGCUGAGUCCAGAAAAGACACUCAAGUGCAAAAUGUCGAUGCUUCCAAGUCAGGCGAUGCUGCAGGCCUCGCCCAGGAAGGAAGCCAUGUGAAAAAGGAGAUCAAGUUGGAGGGAGGUUACGAGUGUGGCGACUGUGGCCGCCAUUUUAACUACCUUGGUAACCUGCGACAGCACCAGCGUAUCCACACCGGCGAGAAGCCCUUUAUGUGCCCCGAAUGUGGCGAGAGAUUCCGCCACGCGGCGCGCUUAAAGAAUCACAGACUGAUACAUAGCGGAGCCGAGAGUCCCUACCCCUGUCCUCAGUGUGGCAAGGGGUUCUCCGUGCUCUCCGGACUCAAGAGACACCAGAGGGUGCACACCGGUGAGAGUCCCUACGCUUGUCCUCAGUGCGGCAGGCGUUUCAAGGAGCUCGGAAACCUUUACACUCACCAGAGGAUCCACAGCGGGGCCACGCCUUAUUGCUGCCAGAAUUGUGGGCGGAGCUUUCGACACCUGGGAACAUUCAAAAGCCAUCGGUGCACACCCGCCCUUUAACAGACAAUGGCAGUGACUUUGAAAGGAAAUGGCUCUGACGUUUUUUACUGGUAGUCUGGUAGCGUGAUGAGGCUACAUCUGUGUUGAUCUGUUUCGAUGACGUUGUUCGAUUCAAAAAAAAAA
Molecule: messenger RNA, 2193 nt
Organism: Cynoglossus semilaevis (tongue sole)
Lineage: Eukaryota; Metazoa; Chordata; Actinopteri; Pleuronectiformes; Cynoglossidae
Gene: znf16l
Product: zinc finger protein 16 like
Exons: 3
Coding region: 397-2070 (557 amino acids)
Biological process (GO): regulation of transcription by RNA polymerase II
Cellular component (GO): nucleus
Molecular function (GO): DNA-binding transcription factor activity, RNA polymerase II-specific
Source: RefSeq, a predicted model, not a curated record